AUGGCUUCUCUCGUACGCGCUGCUACUCGGUCCGCCCGCAUCACCCCCAGCGCCGCGGCACAUGUCCGCUGUCUGGCCACCCCGGCAAAGAGUUUCCGGGAGACACUCGAGGCAGGGCCGUCUCUGGACGACUUCAUCGCAGGAGACUCUGCUCCAGACCGAGUGGUGCUAGGGAACACCAGCGCCCCGCGUCUGCCGUCGUACCUCAAGACAUCAAUCCCAAAGGGAAAAUCCUUUGCAAAGAUCAAGAAGGAUCUUCGCGGCCUUGGACUGCACACCGUUUGCGAGGAGGCACGGUGUCCGAAUAUCGGAGACUGCUGGGGCGGCAAGGAGGGUGCGACGGAGGAAGAGGGCAAGAGGGCUGCAACAGCCACGAUCAUGCUCAUGGGCGAUACCUGCACUCGAGGGUGUCGCUUCUGUGCUGUGAAGACGUCCAAGACUCCUCCGCCAUUGGAUCCGCAUGAGCCGGAGAACGUAGCCGAGGCCAUCAGCCGAUGGGAUCUGGGAUACAUCGUGCUCACCGUGGUGGAUCGCGAUGACCUCGCUGAUUCGGGCUGUAAUCACCUGGCCGAGACUAUCCGCAAGAUUAAGCAAAAGGCUCCACAUAUUCUUGUCGAGGCUCUGACGGGAGACAUGGACGGUAACCUCGAUCACGUUGCUGUAGCAGCCAAGUCUGGUCUUGACGUUUAUGCACACAACAUCGAGACAAGUGAGGCCAUGACUCCAUACGUACGCGACCGCCGCUCGUCGUUCAGGCGGAGUCUUGCCGUGCUCAAGCGUGCGAAGGAGGAGGGAGUUCGCGUGACAAAGACGAGUAUCAUGCUCGGCGUCGGAGAGACAGAAGAGGGGAUCAUGGACGCGCUCCGGGAGCUGCGCAAGGUCAAUGUCGACGUCGUCACCUUUGGGCAAUAUAUGCGCCCGACAAAGCGUCAUAUGAAGGUGGACCGAUAUGUCGAGCCUGCAGAGUUCGAGCGAUGGAAGCAGGUGGCGGAGGACAUGGGCUUCUUGUAUGUGGCGAGUGGCCCUCUCGUCCGCAGCAGUUACAAGGCUGGCGAGUACUUCAUCGAGAACGUCCUCCGUGGGAAGGGCGCGGAGAAGAAGACUCAGCAGUUGCUCAGUGCCGAAGCCGCAACAGGCGUCGGCCUUGCGGCUUAG
Peniophora sp. CBMAI 1063 is the source of this 1155-nucleotide messenger RNA. The record is from the annotation of a GenBank genome assembly. NCBI's taxonomy places the organism in Eukaryota, Fungi, Basidiomycota, Agaricomycetes, Russulales, Peniophoraceae.